This is a messenger RNA of Colletotrichum truncatum, 906 nucleotides long. Its product is annotated as meiotic chromosome segregation protein. NCBI's taxonomy places the organism in Eukaryota, Fungi, Ascomycota, Sordariomycetes, Glomerellales, Glomerellaceae. The record is from RefSeq and is a predicted model, not a curated record.
AUGUCUGUCGCCGAUGUUGACCCCGCCCAAAGGCUCAAGGAUCGCAAGCCGAUUCCGACCCCCGUCCCGGCUUAUCUGGCAAAGGCCGGAUCGCCGCUCACUGUCGAUAAGGUCCUAUAUGAAUCCGCGCAAAAGGCACCGCGAGUUCUCGUUGAAGAGUUUACCCUGCCCAUUCGCUCCGGCAAGGCGUGGAAAGCUCCCGCGGGGUCCAUUGUCAGGAUUAGUACUCCCGAAGGACCUCAAGUUGGUGACCUCAACAUUUGGAACGCCCACAACCCCCGCGAGCGCUUCUGGGCGUCUCGCACCCGGCAGCUGCACGCAAGCCACGUCUCAGUCGGCGAUCGUCUCUGGUCUAAUCUGCCGUACAUCCGUCCUCUGGUGACCAUCAUCGCGGACACGCUCGCGUGGUACGGCAAGGACGAACACGGAGGUCGCGUGCACGAUCUUCUUGGCACGCGGUGCGACCCUUACAUCAACACGAUCCUCAGCGGCGGCAGCUACGAUUUCCAGUGCCAUUCUAACCUGACGCGCGCCGUCGUCCCGUACGGGCUGAACGAGAGCGACGUUCAUGAUGUCAUUAACAUUUUCCAGUCGACGGGACUGGAUGAGCAGGGGCGGUAUUUCAUGAACCCUUGCCCAGCUGGCCCUGGGGAUUACAUUGAGUUCUUGGCUGAGCAGGACGUUCUAAUGGCUUUGAGCACGUGUCCCGGUGGUGAUUUGUCCCUCUGGGGUUUUGGUGAGGACAGCGAGGAGGAGAUGAUCAAGUGCUGCCGCCCGCUCAAGGUUGAGGUUUUCCGACUUGAGGACGAGGGGCUGUUGCAGCGCGGUGGAUGGAAGCCUGCGGAGGUUUCGCAGUACAAGGGAUGUCAUGGAAUGAACAUUCCUCUGGGGGAAGCGCGGAAGUAA